GAUGGAGUAGUCGCACUUUUUUCACGCUCCCGCAAAUUUCACUCCUACCAUUCUGUAUAGCUCGACUGAAUGCAGUAACUGCUACUAACGUUUUAAUAGUACUAAUACCUUUUCGCGCUAAAUGAGAAAAUGUCUAACAGAGCCAAAAAGGAGGAGCAAAGGAAGGAGGAUCUGGCGGCAAGUACCAUCAUGGCUACGCUAACUACAAUGCUAGCGGACCACAAGACUUCUCUCUCGUCGGAGUUUAACUCCGCCUUUUCCAAACUCAACAACACGCUGGACUGUAUUCAGACCACACUUCUGGAAAACCAGAAGCGUCUCUCCUCACUAGAACUGUUUGCCGACACAACCAGCCAGGAUAUGCUGGCUAUGAACACCAAGCUAACAUUCGUAACCGAGGAGAACGCGAGGCUAAAAGCUAAGCUAAUAGACUUGGAGAGCAGAAGUCGUCGGAACAACAUAAGAAUUGUCGGCGUACCCGAAAACAUCGAAGGUCCAAACCCAACAACGUUCUUCUCUCAACUGCUGGUCGAAGUCUUGGGUGAACACACGCUGUCGUCGACCCCGGAGCUGGACCGUGCCCACCGCUCGCUAACAGCAAAGCCAGGCCCCGGUGAGAGACCGCGUGCUAUCGUGAUAUGCUUCCACCGAUUCCAGACGAGGGAGCUGGUGGUGCGGGAAGCUCGGAAACGCAGGGGCAAACUAAAGUACAAGGACUCACCGAUACACAUCUUUGAAGACUACUGCCCUGAAAUACUGGAACAGCGGGCCGUGUACCGGGACGUCAUGAGGGAUCUCUACAAUCUGGGCCUCAAACCAGCACUCCACUAUCCGGCCAAGCUAAUGGUUUCAACCGAAGGUGGAAAGAGACGACGACUCGCAUCUCUCAAAGACGCCCAAGAUUUCGUCAAAUCCCACAAUCAACGCAGCCAAGAACAUUCAAAAGAGUAAUCUCAGUUGUACUCUCUGCAGUUUCCAGUUAUCAUGCAUCAGCCCCCCUCCUGACCCGCGUGUAUACAUCAGCCCGUUCUGCUCUCCUAGUUGGACAUGGUGAGGUAUGACAAGCGCCAGUAAUACACUCAGAUUUGUUUCAUGGAAUGUGAGGGGAGUGGGGAGCGC
This is a messenger RNA of Entelurus aequoreus (snake pipefish), 1119 nucleotides long. RefSeq lists its product as uncharacterized. Gene Ontology annotation, molecular function: single-stranded RNA binding. Bases 130 to 951 code for a protein of 273 amino acids. The record is from RefSeq and is a predicted model, not a curated record. Gene Ontology annotation, biological process: retrotransposition. The transcript has 2 exons. Gene Ontology annotation, cellular component: ribonucleoprotein complex. NCBI's taxonomy places the organism in Eukaryota, Metazoa, Chordata, Actinopteri, Syngnathiformes, Syngnathidae.